This is a messenger RNA of Gorilla gorilla gorilla (western lowland gorilla), 8809 nucleotides long. RefSeq names its product zinc finger and BTB domain containing 24 (gene ZBTB24). The record is from RefSeq and is a predicted model, not a curated record. Gene Ontology annotation, biological process: regulation of transcription by RNA polymerase II. Gene Ontology annotation, molecular function: DNA-binding transcription factor activity, RNA polymerase II-specific; protein binding; RNA polymerase II cis-regulatory region sequence-specific DNA binding. Gene Ontology annotation, cellular component: nucleus. Lineage: Eukaryota; Metazoa; Chordata; Mammalia; Primates; Hominidae. The transcript has 7 exons. The coding region runs from base 223 to 2316 and encodes 697 amino acids.
GCUCUUGGCGCCGCGCUUCCGGGUUGGCUGUGGCUGUGGCUGCGGCGGCGGCGCAGGGGCAGAAACCGGUGCGGCGCAGAAGCCCCAGAGGCGGGCGGGGCGGAGCGGAGGGCCAGCGGGCCUCGGCGCGGGUCUCCCGCCAGGCCGCCGGGUGAGUUGGCAGCGACCCGGACCCCACCGGGCGCCCCUGAGAGAUUUAACCCUUAGUGGCUUCUGAAGAAAAUGGCAGAAACAUCGCCAGAGCCUUCUGGGCAGCUUGUUGUACACUCAGACGCUCACAGUGACACUGUGCUGGCCAGUUUUGAGGAUCAGAGGAAGAAAGGCUUCCUCUGUGACAUUACUUUAAUCGUGGAGAAUGUACAUUUCCGGGCCCACAAAGCCUUACUUGCUGCCAGUAGUGAAUACUUCUCAAUGAUGUUUGCGGAAGAGGGGGAAAUCGGCCAAUCCAUUUAUAUGCUGGAAGGCAUGGUUGCAGACACCUUUGGUAUCCUGCUGGAAUUUAUCUACACAGGUUAUCUCCAUGCCAGUGAGAAAAGUACAGAACAAAUCCUGGCUACUGCUCAGUUCUUAAAAGUCUAUGACCUGGUAAAGGCUUACACAGACUUCCAAAAUAAUCAUAGCUCCCCAAAGCCAACAACUUUGAACGCUGCUGGUGCCCCAGUGGUUGUUAUCUCUAAUAAGAAAAACGAUCCUCCAAAGCGGAAACGGGGAAGACCAAAAAAAGUCAAUACAUUGCAGGAGGAGAAAUCAGAACUGGCUGCAGAGGAAGAAAUACAGUUAAGAGUGAACAAUUCAGUUCAGAAUAGACAAAACUUUGUGGUUAAAGGAGACAGUAGUGUACUGAAUGAGCAGAUUGCAGCAAAAGAAAAGGAAGAAUCGGAGCCUACUUGUGAGCCAAGUAGAGAGGAAGAAAUGCCAGUUGAAAAAGAUGAGAACUAUGAUCCCAAGACCCAGGAUGGCCAGGCAAGCCAUAGUCGAUACAGCAAACGGAGGAUUUGGAGAUCCGUCAAACUUAAAGAUUACAAACUUGUUGGGGAUCAAGAGGACCAUGGUUCAGCCAAGAGGAUCUGUGGAAGGAGAAAGCGCCCUGGAGGCCCUGAGGCCCGCUGUAAAGACUGUGGCAAGGUCUUUAAAUACAAUCACUUUUUAGCAAUCCACCAGAGGAGCCACACAGGGGAGCGACCUUUCAAAUGUAAUGAGUGUGGAAAAGGCUUUGCCCAGAAGCACUCGCUACAGGUCCACACCAGGAUGCACACAGGCGAGCGGCCGUACACCUGCACCGUGUGCAGCAAGGCUCUGACCACCAAGCACUCACUGCUGGAGCACAUGAGCCUGCACUCAGGACAGAAGUCUUUUACCUGUGAUCAAUGCGGAAAAUAUUUCAGCCAGAACAGACAACUAAAGAGCCAUUAUCGAGUUCAUACAGGCCACUCAUUACCGGAGUGCAAAGACUGCCAUCGCAAAUUCAUGGAUGUGUCUCAGCUAAAGAAACAUCUGCGAACACACACAGGUGAGAAGCCAUUUACUUGUGAAAUCUGUGGCAAAUCUUUCACAGCAAAGAGUUCUCUUCAGACCCACAUCAGAAUCCAUCGAGGAGAAAAGCCAUACUCGUGUGGCAUUUGUGGCAAAUCCUUCUCUGACUCCAGUGCCAAAAGGAGACACUGCAUUCUACACACUGGCAAGAAGCCUUUCUCCUGCCCUGAGUGUAACUUACAGUUUGCUCGCUUAGACAACUUGAAGGCUCACUUGAAAAUUCAUAGCAAGGAGAAGCAUGCGUCAGAUGCCAGCAGCAUUUCCGGCAGUAGUAAUACAGAAGAGGUCAGGAAUAUUCUUCAGCUACAGCCAUAUCAACUCUCUACCUCGGGAGAGCAGGAAAUUCAGCUUCUUGUAACCGAUUCUGUACAUAACAUCAAUUUCAUGCCCGGUCCUAGCCAGGGAAUCAGCAUCGUGACUGCAGAGAGUUCCCAAAACAUGACUGCAGACCAGGCUGCUAAUCUUACCCUGCUCACGCAGCAGCCAGAGCAACUGCAGAAUUUAAUUCUUUCAGCUCAACAGGAGCAAACAGAACACAUUGAGAGCCUCAAUAUGAUUGAAAGCCAGAUGGGGCCCUCACAAACAGAGCCAGUGCACGUGAUCACUCUGUCCAAGGAAACACUGGAACAUCUUCAUGCCCAUCAAGAGCAAACAGAGGAGCUCCAUUUAGCUACAAGUACUUCAGAUCCAGCUCAGCACCUGCAGCUGACACAGGAGCCUGAUCCGCCACCACCCACUCACCAUGUGCCCCAGCCAGCGCCUCUUGGCCAGGAGCAGAGCUGACCUGUAAACACGUUUGACUGCUUGAUUGGGCUUUUCUUAUAAGCCAGCUCUGACUGGAUUUUGAACGCUUGAAGUCAGGCUCUCCACACCAUCGACUUGCAGAUGCUUCUGUGAGAGCUGUGAUGGCUAACUGAUGUUUAUAAUGCCCUCCAUCCAGGUAGCAGGAUGUGUGUAUGUCUUGUCUAAGGUACUGAUUUGGAUUGAGCAUUUCAAUAUUGUUGAAUGGUUUUCAUUUUCAUCUGCAAUGUCUCAUAAAGACUCGGGUAGUUUUUCUUUGGGGGCAUUGAUCUCAGUUUUUCUGUAAGGUUUAAAUGUUCACAGCCAUAGGUUAUGGUCUUGCCAACCUCCCCAGUUAUGUUUUUUUAUUUUCUAGGACAAAGGGAGUCAUUUUGGUUGAACUGGGCAGAAUGGUUUGUUCUAUUUUCUUAUUUUUCUUAGGCAACACAGUUGUUACCACAAGACAAGUCAGGGCUAAAUAUGACAGAUCACAAUGUAUGGGGAAUUUGCCCUUUUAAUAAUUUCCAGUCCCCUAAGACAAAGUAACCCUCAACGUUUUAUCUUUGUGCAGUACAGUGGGCUUAUUGUGUUAACACUUCAGAAAGAUUCAAACUCAUAAACUCAGUAUUUUAACUCAAAAUUCAUGUAACAGGAUAGCCAAAAGCAUAGGAUUUUUUUAAAUUCUGAAUUCGUCUUUUCUGAGAAACAUAAAUUUACAUAUUUUUUAACAGAAGGCUAUCAAAAUUUUAAUUAAGUUUAAAAUACAAAAUUGGAUCAAGACAUUCACCCUAAAUUCUGAAUUUUUGUCAGAAAAGAGAUUUGAUUUUCAUGAAGGUAAAGCUUUCUUCACUAUUCUGGAACAUAAAACUUUAUUCAGUGUAAUUUAAGUCUUAUAUAUACUCUACUGAAUUCUAACUGAUCUGAAAAUGUUGAUCUACGUGUUGUGUCUGAUAACUUUCUGGAGAUGGAAGCUUAUUACAAUUCAUUUUUAUUGCAGACUAGUUAAAUCCCACAAAGUGAAUAUCUUCUCCUAAUCUUUCCUUUUUUAGAGACAGGGUCUCACUCUAUCACCCAGGCCAGAGUGUAGUGGCACAGUCAUUGCUCACUAUAACCUCGAAUUCCUGGGCUCAAACAACCCUCCCACCUUAGCCUCCCUAGUAGCUGGGACUACAGGGAUGUACCACCACACCCAGCUAAUCUUCAUCUAAUCUUAAAACUUUGAGCCUCAGAGACUUUGUAGCCAGCAUGUGUCUGUAAUUGUAUGAUUUUUAAAUCAUCAUCAAAAGAUUAAAUUAUGUUUGGGUUAGGUUUUCAAGCUAAGCUUAUUGAAUUCUUUUACCACUUUCAUGUAAGCUGGUAGGGGAUUUUUGAGAAAAGAAGGUGGGCACUAGUAUAACUAAAUUAACAAUGCUGAUGGGGAGUAGGGGGUAAUCUACUCUAAAAUUAAUAGAGCCUUUCCAUCAGUUGUUUUGUUUUAGACAUCCUUGAUUUCUCCCUAAAUCAAAUAAGUUAUUUGGAGGUUAGAGUAAUAGAGAAUUCUUCAGGUUUGAGAGAAGAUAAAAACAUUUUGGUUGCAUAUUUGCUAAGCUAUAUUUUAUUAUAUGUAAUUCACAAAAUUUCCAAAAUGAUAUAUAUCUUAUAUGUAUCAACCAAACUAAUGUUAAAUCAGGCCUGACUAGAGCAAAGAUAACAAUUUUUUACAAACACUGUUAAGCCCUAAGUAUUAUUUCAGGUUCUCGUUUAAACUGUUUAAUUUUAUUCUUAAAACACAAAGUUUUUACCAGCUUUUCAAAGCCCACCAAUCCACAUUUUCUCCAGGAAAUUAAAUAUUUAAGUAAGUGAAUGUUUACUCACUCUGGAUAGCUAGGUGAUUAUUCAGAAAAUACGGUUACAUAGCUAUUUAUAAGUCAAGUUUCACUGGCUCUAUAACAGUCUACCUCUACACUAAGAGAACUAUAACGUCAACAUAGGUCACUUUAAAUGUUCUAGUAGCAACAUUUAAAAACCUAAAAAGAAGCAGGUGAAAAUGUUAAUAAAAGGUUAUUUAAUCCAACAUUUGCCAGAUAUUUCAACAUAUAAAAAUAUAUCAGUGAGACAUUUUACAUUCUCUUUUUCAUACUAAGCUUUCAAAAUCUGGUGCGUAUUUUACACUUUCUGCACAUCUCCAUUUGGAUGCUAAUGUUCAUUGGACAUACUUGAUCUGUAUUUAGAUUUCAUACAACUUACAGUUGAAAACAGAUUCUCAUAUCAAGUAGCUAAGACAAAAGUUUUUUUCAAGAAUUGAAAUAAGUAUCAGUUUAAAAAUUUAUAUUAAAUUUAUUAAAAUUAAAAUCCAGUUCCUUGUUGCAUGGGACACAGUGCAAAUGCUUGAUAAGCACAUGUGGCUAGUGGCUGCUAUAUUGGACAGCAUGGGCCACCUGUUUCUAGCUUGAGCAUCAGUCCUAGCUAUGCCUGAAUUAUUUGACCAGCUGUCAAAGAGAAACAAGGAAAUGAUAGCUUUGUUUAUCUAGCCUCUUUCUUUGUCCCACAUAUACAUUCUACCCCUUUGAAUAAAAAAGUUCAAUGACGCUGGGCGUGGAGGCUCAUGCCUGUAAUCCCAGCACUUUGGGAGGCCAAGGUGGGCGGAUCACGAGGUCAGGAGUUCAAGGCCAGCCUGACCAACAUAGUGAAACCCCAUCUCUACUAAAAAUACAAAAAUUAGCUGGGUGUGGUGGUGUACGCCUGUAAUCCCAGCUACUCGGGAGGCUGAGACAGGAGAAUCACUUGAACCCAGGAGGCGGAGGCUGCAGUGAGCUGAGAUCACACCAUUGCACUCAAGCCUGGCGACAGAGUGAGACUCCGUCUCAAAAAAAAAAAGUUCAGUGACUUGAGUACCCAAAAGAAAUGUCGUGAACAUGAAAGUACUUCUCAUGUGUCCUUGAGAAAUGAUGUUGCUAGUGCAGUGUUUCACAAUUCAUUUUCUACUAACUGUACCAUUUUUUAAAUUGUUUUAACAGAAAUAUAGAGUGUGUUUCUUAGGAAAUAGAAUGUUAUGCUUUGGGACUCCUGAAACACCUCGUUUUGAAGGUGAAUCUUUGGUUUUCUCCCAGGAGAGGGUUGGCCUUGGAAUGACUGGAGCUCUUACCAUCAAAAUCAGUUAUUCAAGUGCUUGCCCAGUGCUUCUUGAAACUCACCUCUACUCUGUAUUUUCUACAGUUGGUUCUUGUGUUAUAAAUGUUGUGAGCAACAGAUUAAAUGAUGCUGAGGAAUGAAAAAAGAUUCUCAUUAUAGAUGCUUAUCUAGGUUUUCAUAAAUGGGAAUGUAACAAUAUCUUCCAAAUAUGGAGUCCUUACUAUUGGCCAGGAGCCAAGCCAGGUCUGUUAAAUCUGUAUCAUAUCUUACUGGGUCUCAAACAUCUUCCAUGUCAUGGCACACAGAUCUACAAUAUAGCACCCUCUGGUUGGAGGACUCCAGUCCCCUCUGGUCAUGACUGGUAUAUUAGUUUGCCAGGACUACCAUAACAAAUACCACAGACUGGGUGACUGAAAAAAUAGAAAGUCCAAGAUCAACGUGUCAGUGGGGUUGGUUUCUUCUGAGGCCUCCCUUCUAGUCGUCUUCCCCUGCCUGUAUCUUCACAUGUCCUUCCCUCUGUCUUACUCUCUUUUAAGAACACCAGUUGUAUGGGAUCAGCCCACAUUAAUGUCCUCAUUUAAUCAUCUUUUCAAACACAAUCCCAUUCUGAGAUGCUGGGUAUUAGGACAUCAACAUGUGAAUUUGGAGUAGGGGGACACAAUUUACCUCCUAACAACUGGCAUCUGAGUGAGGAGAGGACCAGUGUCUGGGACACACCUUAACCACUGGAAGCAUGUCUCAUCUUAAUCUUCAUGACAUUCUGAUGAGGUGAGUAAUUAUUAUGCUUAUUGGACAGAUGAGAACAUGGAGCCCAAAGAGAAAGUCUGUUGCCAAAUGUCAUACAGUAAGUGGUAGAACCAGAACUAGGGCACAGGCUUUUAAAACUUUAAGCUGGAUUUCUUAUUCCCCAAGGUUAAUAGAACCAAAAGAAAAUGACAAUUUUCUUAUUAAAUAAGUAAUUUCUUAUUUAUUAUUAAAUACGUAAUUUAUUUCCUACUUAUUAAGUUAUUUCUUAUUAAAAAUUACAUAUUUAAUAAGAACUUACUAAUUAAGGAAUGUGACCUGCUUAAUGUAAUAGAACUUUUUGACUAAAAUUGAGGGUCUAUGUCUGGAAUUAUAGCGUACUUUUUUCUUUUUUUAAGUGGAGACAGGGUCUCACUAUAUUGCCCAGGCUGGCCUCAAACUCCUGGCCUCAAGCAGUCCUCCCACCUUGGCCUCCUAAAGUGCUGGGAUUACAAGCAUGUGCCACCUGCAUACAAUUAUAACUUUUUUACAUAAAACAAUAAUAGUGAAAGUUACGGUCUACAGAAAUUCAGUAACUACCAUAUAAUCAUGUUAGUGUUUCACUACUAUUGAUUUAAAGCUUAAUUGGUAAGAAAAUGUGGCACAUAUACACCAUGGAAUACUAUGCAGCCAUAAAAAAGGAUGGAUGAGUUCAUCUCCUUUGCAGGAACAUGGAUGAAAUUGGAAAUCAUCAUUCUCAGCAAACUAACACAGGAACAGAAAACCAAACACCACAUGUUCUCACUCAUAGAUGGGAAUUGAACAAUGAGAACCCUUGGACACAAGGCAGGGAACAUCACAUACCAGGGCCUGUCAUAGGGUGGGGGGCUGGGGGAGGGAUAGGAUUACGAGAAAUACCUAAUGUAAAUGACAAGUUGAUGGGUGCAGCAAACCAACAUGGCACAUGUAUACCUAUGUAACCUGCAUGUUGUGCACAUGUACCCUAGAACUUAAAGUAUAAUUAAAAAAAAAAAAAAAAGCUUAAUCGAAAUUUGCCAGUUGGAUGAAAGUUACUGGUAAGGUGAAAAUGUCUUAGUUAACAGGAGCCUCUGUAAGUGAGCCCUUUUUUCAAAUUUUUGACUGAGGAUAUUUUAAGUUUAGGGUAGGUUUGUUUUAUUUUUGUUAUCCUUAAUAAGCAUUAAGGUAAAAUUUCAUUUUCAGUUUCUAAACUUAAGCCUAAACUCUUAAGAAUUGAAAGAAAACUCUUUGUCUUGCUUUUGUAAAUAGCAGAUAAAGAGGAAUGACCUGUGCAAAAUCUGCUUGGCUUGCCUUUUGUAAAUAGCAGCUCUCAAGGAGUGACCUCUAAAGGAAGCUGGAAUGUCGUGAUAGUUUAUCCUGCUCUCAAAUUCUUUACACAUAAUUAAGCAGCAAAAGACUGUAGCUUACUGGAGUGUGUGUGUGUGUGUGUGUGUGUGUGUGUGUGUGUAUUUAUAUAUAUAUUUCAUUCUAACUUGAAACAUGGGACAUCAACAGCUUUUAAACUGAAGCUCAUUCGAUUACUUUUUUUUUUUUUUUUUUUUUUUUGACAUAGGGUCUUGCUCUGUCACAGGCUGAAGUGCAGUGGCAUGAUCAUGGCUCACUACAGCCUCUUAGCCUCCUGAGUACCUGGGACCACAGGCAUGCACCACCAUGCUCAGCUAAUUUUUAGAUUUUUUUUUAGAGACAAGGUCUCACUACGUUACCCAGGCUGGUCUCAAACUCCUGAGCUCAAGUGAUCCUCCCACCUCAGCCUCCCAGAGUGCUGGGAUUACAGACACAAGCCACUGUACUCAGCCCACAUUCUCAGUAAUACAAAAUGUAGGAAUUUAAACACAUUUUGGUAACAGCAAGGGAUCUUAGCUUUUUUAUGUGAGUCUGAAAAGUGGUACUAUAUUCAGUGUGAAGUGUGAAAAGAAAAAAUUUGAGCAGGGGUCAGGGUAGAGAACUUUUAUUCUGAAUUCCUAAUAUCCAUAAUAUGUCACUUUAAAUAUAAUUCAAAGAUGAUUUUCCAAAAGAAUAGUUUGGGUAUUGGUUUUAGUUCAUUCAUAUGACUGUAUCCUUGUUAAAUGAAAAGUCAAACUGAAGCUUCCUUAGACUAAAUCAGAGUUAAAAACAAAACUACAUUUUAAAAAUCCACCUCUCAAGAUAAUUUUAGUUUGGUUAAGUGGCUUCUGGAUAAAUGUUUCUUAUAAUCUUAGUGUUUGAAGGGCAAAGGCAGUCUUAUUACAAAAAUAUGGGCAAGUAUUUAACUGAUCCUGAACCUAUUUAUGUGUUUAAUCUUUGCAGCCUCUCAAGGUAGAGUCCUUGUGUUAUCUCAGAAUCUAUGAAAUAAUAAUUGUGCUUUGACUUCUGGGGAAGGUAUUGAGUAAAAAGCAGCAUACAGAGGAAUAAGGUGGGAAGGAAAAAUAGGAAAGAUGGGGGCCCCAAGUUUGUGAUUUACCCACUCCAAGCCAAGAGACAAAGCUGGGUGUCAUUCUUGAAGGGGCCAACCUCACCCCACACCCAAUUCAUGGCCAUGUUAUGUCAGUUUCACCUUGAAAUAUCUUUUGACUCCAUCCACUUCUCCCAUCCUCACUAUACCAUGUCACUUGCCUGUACUCCUGACAAAGACCUGAUUGAUCCU